This is a messenger RNA of Gossypium arboreum, 858 nucleotides long. RefSeq lists its product as uncharacterized. Bases 5 to 634 code for a protein of 209 amino acids. The transcript has a single exon. The record is from RefSeq and is a predicted model, not a curated record. Lineage: Eukaryota; Viridiplantae; Streptophyta; Magnoliopsida; Malvales; Malvaceae.
AUCCAUGAUAUGCAGUUCUUUUAUAUUGUCAAACCUUGGGAGAGACAUGUUCACAAUCAAAACAGGAAACCAUUCUAGUCACCCGCAGCAUGAUCUUUGUCACAGAUCUACUCCCCUUUUCUAUGUCCGCAAUCUUUGCGGGCAUUCCGGGUUCGGACCGCGGUUCUCGUGUUCACAGGAAUGCAAUUUCAGGGUCCACGAAGAAUGUUGCACCAAUUUUACUUACCAUACUGCUUUCAAUUUCCCCUCUUUUCUAGCUGGCUCUAACUUCGUCAUUUCCAGAGAUCCUCCCCAAAAUCUACCAUGCACUGCCUGUCAGUUGCCCAUAGAAGGUCGAUAUUAUCAAUGCAAUAACAGGAGAACCAAUUUACAUCUUCUUUGUGUAAGGCUUCCGACCACCCUAACCAUAAGUGGGAUGCAAACGACAGUUAGAAACCGUUGCAACGUUAGAUGCUCGUACCGAUCGUGUCCAAAUAUAAAUGGUGGCUGGUCCUAUGUCUCCCAUAAUGGUACCAAUUAUCAUGUGGCUUGUUGGAAAGCUAUGAUGCUGAGGCCCGAUAACGAACCUCAGAUAUAUAAACCCCAGGCAUUUUGGAACAAAAUCCCUCGGUCUAUCUUCGAUCGAAACAAUUGAAACUCGUUUUUGCUGCUCAUUGCUAGGCUGUGUGUGGAGGCCCUUUUUUACCUUGUGUUUUGUUUUUUUUGGUCUGCAUAUUGCCAUGUUAGGUUUGUAUGUGUAGUAAGUGGAGAUAUAGGAAGCUAUUUUGCUUUUUGUGUGUCGCGCGGGCAGUCAAGUUACAAAUCGGAAGAAAGGAUUACAUCAACAGGCUUAAACCUAGAUCAUUAUUGGGAUGCUAA